This is a messenger RNA of Carassius auratus (goldfish), 1216 nucleotides long. Its product is annotated as homeobox protein MSX-2. Gene Ontology annotation, cellular component: nucleus. The transcript is spliced from 2 exons. Gene Ontology annotation, biological process: regulation of transcription by RNA polymerase II; embryonic morphogenesis. Bases 155 to 859 code for a protein of 234 amino acids. Gene Ontology annotation, molecular function: DNA-binding transcription factor activity, RNA polymerase II-specific; RNA polymerase II transcription regulatory region sequence-specific DNA binding. The record is from RefSeq and is a predicted model, not a curated record. Lineage: Eukaryota; Metazoa; Chordata; Actinopteri; Cypriniformes; Cyprinidae.
CAAAGUUAGGAGAAACUUAAGCCCCGCCCCGCUCGGUUCGGAUUGGAUGAGGCGCGUGUUAUUAUCUUACAGUACUCCGUAGAGGAGUUAAACAGCAGCAUGUUCUAAGCAUCCGAUCUCUCACUGUACACUAAAAACCGAGAGAAACUCGUGCAUGGCUCCAGUCAUCACCAUGACUUCUACUGGUUUUAAAGCUGAAGAUCAUUCCCGUGUGAUUUUAGGAGAUAAAGGAGAGAUGCAUACCAGCAUCGGUGUGGAGGAGGACGAAGAGAAACCGAAGAUUCUCCCGUUCAGCGUCGAGGCUCUGAUGGCAGAACGGAGACCGAGCUCCUCCACCGGAGCGGAUCCGGUGCGGACCGGUGCUCGCGUGGCCUUCUCCGUUGACGUCCUGAAGCUGUCGGAGGAGUCGGAGCAGAGCGCGUGGACGCAUCACCUCUCUCCCCGGCGUCUCAGUCCUCCAGCGUGUCCUCUGAGAAAACACAAAACCAACCGAAAGCCUCGGACCCCGUUCAGUACGUCACAGCUGCUGGCGCUGGAGAGGAAGUUCCGUCAGAAACAGUAUCUGUCCAUCGCAGAACGGGCCGAGUUCUCCAGCUCGCUGAACCUGACCGAGACUCAGGUGAAGAUCUGGUUCCAGAACAGACGAGCUAAAGCCAAGCGGCUCCAGGAGGCCGAGCUGGAGAAGAUAAAACUGGCCUCUAAACCGAUGCUUCCUCCCGCCUUCGGCUUUUCAUUUCCCGUCGGUGCUCACGCUCCGGCUUCAUACACGGGAUCACAUCCGUUUCACAGACACUCGGUGAGCGUGACUCCGGUGGGACUGUACACACACAUGGGAUACAGCAUGUACCAUUUAGCUUAGAGGACGAUCCAGUGCAUCUGAAGGGACUUUCUCUGCAUCUUCAGCAAUUCUGUUCCAACAAAAUUGGACAUUUACUUUAAUGGUGGCAUUUAACACGGCCUGUACUUUCAGAGAGAGUUAUGAAAAUGGAUUUGGUCAAAGGUAGGUCAGGAGAAAAGAGUCUGUAUCUCACAGUUGCAUUCGUAGCAAUGCGUUCAUGAUCCAAAAUCUCCAUAGAAUUUUAAAAAUAAACAACACUGACUGUUGUUUAAAUGAUUCCCUUCGAAAGGGAUCUGAAAUGUAAAAUAUUGUACAUUUGGACAAAAAUACCAUUUAUAUGAUGAAUAUAUUUGUUAAAUAAAUUAACAGCAAAUGGUC